Linum tenue is the source of this 2501-nucleotide messenger RNA. The record is from the annotation of a GenBank genome assembly. Lineage: Eukaryota; Viridiplantae; Streptophyta; Magnoliopsida; Malpighiales; Linaceae.
UUUAUAUUAAAAAUUAAAAAUAAUAAAUGCCACAAAUAUAAUGACACGUCUAAUAUCAUAAAUUCUGUAAAUUCACACAGAGGCGACUAUAAAAGAAGAGAAGUUCUGUGAAAGACCCCCGAAUCUUGAUCUUGGAGAAGCAUGCAAUUGGUCCGGCGGUAAUUUUCAAGAAAAAGCGUUACUGUUCAGGUCAACCGGAGAUUAUAAGACCGUUGAGGAAAGAAAACGGGGGUUACAACUUACAACUUUGAAGAGCUGGGCGUAUAACUGGAAAACGAAUUCCAUUUCCAGCCUUCGAUUGCCGGAAAGAACAGAGGAAAUCAUAAAAAGCUUUAUGUAGCCGAGCUUUUCCAUUGCUGCAGUUGGGGGGAGAAAAGAAAAUGGAAAUCGCUUGUCAUCAAUCUUCAGAAAUGCAAGAGCCCAGCAUCGACACCGACAAACUCAGUUACGAAAUCUUCUCCAUCCUCGAGAGCAAGUUUCUCUUCGGCUACGAUGAUCAGAAGCUCUGGGUUCCCAAGCAAAUUUCUCCACCGGACCCGGCGGUUCCCGCGGCCGAUGGAGGAAACGGCGUCGCUGCCAUCAAGAACCAGCGCGGCAAAAUCUGCGUGCUCUCCAUCGACGGCGGCGGGAUGAGAGGGAUUCUCGCCGGGAAAGCGCUGGCUUACCUGGAACAGGCGCUGAAGACGAAAUCGGGCGACCCAGACGCGAGAAUCGCCGAUUACUUCGACGUGGCGGCGGGGACGGGCGUCGGCGGCAUCUUCACGGCGAUGCUGUUCGGGUCGAGAGACCGGAGCCGGCCGAUUAUGAAGGCGGAGGAGACGUGGAAGUUUCUCGCCGACAACGGGAGGCGGUUCUACAGGAACGGCGGCGGCGGGUUUCUAAAGCGGGCUUUCAGAUCCGGGUCGGGCGGGUCGGGUUCGGCGACGGGCGGGUUGGAGAAAGCAAUGAAAGAGACGUUCACGGAGAAAGGCCGGCAGUUGACCCUUAAAGACACGUUGAAGCCCGUUUUGAUCCCUUGCUACGACCUCUCCAGCACGGCGCCGUUUCUCUUCUCCAGGGCCGACGCGCUCGAGACCGACAGCUUCGAUUUCCGGCUGUGGGAGGUCUGCCGGGCGACGUCGGCCGACCCGGGGGCGUUCGAACCGGCUCAACUGAGGUCGAUCGACGGUCGGACCAAGUGUUUGGCCGUCGACGGCGGGUUGGCAAUGAGCAAUCCGACCGCGGCGGCGAUCACGCACGUGCUGCACAACAAACAGGAAUUCCCUUUCGUCAGAGGCGUGGAGGAUUUGCUGGUGCUCUCGCUUGGCGCGGGGCAGCUGCCUGAAGUCAGCUACGAUUACGAAGAGGUGAAAACGUGGAGGGCCAAGCACUGGGCUCGACCCAUGGCGCGAAUUGCCGGCGACGCCUCGGCGGAUUCGGUGGACCAGUCGGUGGCCAUGGCGUUUGGUCAGUGUCGGAGCAGCAACUACUUGCGAAUUCAGGCAAAUGGGUCCUCCUUAGUAGGGAGGUGUGAAGGCAAUGUGGACACAGACCCUAGCCCUAAGAACGUGAAGAUGUUGUUGGGAAUGGCAGAUGAAAUGUUAAAGCAGAAAAACGUGGAGUCAGUGCUGUUUGGGGGUAAAAGGAUAGGAGAAGAGAGUAACUUUGAGAAGCUGGACUGGUUUGCAGGUGAGCUUGUGCUGGAACACCAGAGGAGGAGCUGCAGAAUUGCUCCCACUGUUGCCUUCAAGCAACUUACUACUCUACCCAGACCCACCACCCCCAGGAAGAAAAUUUAAUCAACCACUCCCCAAAACAAACAAGGUAAAACGUAGCAGCCUGCAUAUAUUUCAAGAAAGGGAUAGCAGUGAACAGAGAAGUGAAAGCAACCCAUAUGAAAGAUGAUGAUGGAAAACCCAAAAAGAAGAAAACAAACAAUUAUAUGGGGGGGCAGCCUUUUUGCUUUGUGGAAGGACAAAGGGGUGAAAUAAAUAGGAAGAGGAGGGAAUGGACUGCCCUGGGAUGAAGGGGAAAAAGGACAGGUGAAAAAAGAUAACAGAGGCAUGAAUGAAUGAAAAGCUGGGAAGAUCUUAGUGGGAUUACUUUGCCUGCUGGAGAACAGGCACUGUGGUCUCCAUUACCAUUCUCUACAAUGGCAACUGGCCAUGAAAUUGAAAAUGGGAAAGGGGAAAAUACGACUUCGAUCAUCAAUCAUACAAGGGGCUUUUCAGAUUGGAGGUCAAAAGAGACAUGAAGCAAGUUGCAAGUGUGAAUCUUUUUAGUGUACAUUUUUUUCUAUUUUGUAUGAUUUGGUUCUCCAGGGGAUGGUGGAGACUGGAGACAAAAGUAUUGGUGCUGUAAUAUAUGUCUCUGUGUCCUCUGUCUUCCUGUUUUUCUUCUUAUUAGCCUUGAGUGCCUUAUUUAUGAAUCCCCAAAGUAUAUAUUAUGUAAUAUCAUCUUCUUUAUGCGGGUAGUAGACUGAGACAGAAAUGAAAGAACAAGAUUAAACUCAUAUGAAGGGC